UCUGCCCAAUGCGAACUACACAUCAGAGGUAUAUAAGUGUAUAUUACACCGCAGAGCGAGGAGAAACAAUGAACUCUCCGUCUAGGCUGAAAUACAUAAAGGAAAUUAAAACAACUGAAGAGAAAAGGAGUAGGGAAUCAGUCGAUAGAUGUAUAUCCUCUAUCUCAGAUUUUACGGGACACAAGGAUUAAUUCACAAGGUUCUGGGGUGGAACUUAGCAGAAGCAGGAAAGACAGUCCUCCAACGCGCAACAAGCGCAAAUGGCAAGACAACACCCGCAGAAAGAACCGCAACACCCGCUGUCCUGCUUCUGUGGCUGUUGGACGUAGACUGGCUGCUGUUGCUGCUGGUAGCCCUGUGGUGGACCGUAGUUGCCUUGUGGAGGGCCGUAGUUACCCUGUGGUGGGCCGUAGUUUUGCUGGUAGCCCUGUGGUGGGCCCUGUUGGUAGCCUUGUUGCUAAUAGAAAGUUAGUCAUAGGCACAUUGCGGCCCAUUCCUAGCUCUACUGGUGAUACUAGGA
Molecule: messenger RNA, 520 nt
Organism: Babjeviella inositovora NRRL Y-12698
Lineage: Eukaryota; Fungi; Ascomycota; Pichiomycetes; Serinales
Exons: 1
Coding region: 149-472 (107 amino acids)
Source: RefSeq, a predicted model, not a curated record